This is a messenger RNA of Xylaria bambusicola, 1866 nucleotides long. Its product is annotated as eukaryotic translation initiation factor 3 subunit. Gene Ontology annotation, biological process: translational initiation. Lineage: Eukaryota; Fungi; Ascomycota; Sordariomycetes; Xylariales; Xylariaceae. The transcript is spliced from 3 exons. Gene Ontology annotation, molecular function: translation initiation factor activity. Bases 277 to 1713 code for a protein of 478 amino acids. Gene Ontology annotation, cellular component: cytoplasm; eukaryotic translation initiation factor 3 complex. The record is from RefSeq and is a predicted model, not a curated record.
GGUGGGACCGGGGAACCAAGAUUCGGAUUAGGUAAACUAAUAAUAGCCCAUUGGUACUUGCGCUGAAACAGACAGCCCUAACUAAUAUUGAUUCGCUAAAACUUCGGUUGUUGAGUGCGCCGCCUUUUCGUACCCCCCAACUCGAAAAUUAUUACUAUCCACGAGCCCCGCCGUCGCGCCGAGUGCGAUAGAGAGCUGAGUGAGUGAAAGCGAAGCACCUAUCGAGGAUUGGAACCAUCACUUCAACAACUUUGUGUCCCGAACCAGCCCUUCACGAUGAGCGGCCUCCGAAACGGUGCGGCCCCCGUACGUGCCAUGGAAGACGACAGCGAUGUCGAGGAAGAGGCCCUUGUUGCCGACUACAAGGAGCAGGUCCAGUACGAAGAUGGCAUGGAGGAUUUGGAGCGCGUCAGCUCCUUGACCAUGGCUCAACAGGCCGAUGAUAUCCAGUCCAAACUUGUCGCCGCCGCCCAACCCCUUGACUUCUCGGCUCCUUUGGAUGUCAAGUUCCAGAGCUACGAUGCCUACUGCAAUCUCUUCCACUACAUCCUUAACUCGGACGGGCCUGUUGAUCUAGAGCCACCUUCGCAUUACUGGGCUUGGGAUGUGAUCGAUGAAUUCAUCUAUCAGUUUAAUUCCUUCUCUUCGUACCGUCUCCGACUCGCACGCCAAGCACGAGACAAUGAAGAGGAGAGGCAGAUUCUGCGCGAGAACCCAAACACCUGGGGUUGCUAUAGUGUACUUAACGUCCUGUAUUCCCUGAUCCAGCGGUCACAAAUUUCCGAGCAGUUGGCUGCCAUGAAGCGAAACGAAGACCCUGCUGCCGUUGCUGGCGAGUACGGCUCCAAGACUCUCUACCGAAUGCUUGGUUACUUCUCCAUUAUUGGUCUCCUACGGGUCCACUGCUUGCUGGGCGACUUCAGUCUUGCUCUUAAGACGCUUGAUGACAUCGAACUUAACAAGAAGGCUAUGUUCGCCCGUGUCAUGGCCGCCCAUUUUACCACGUACUACUAUGUGGGAUUUUCCUACAUGAUGAUGCACCGAUACGCCGAUGCCAUUCGCAUGUUCAGCCACAUUCUCGUCUAUGUAUCGCGCACUAAGAACUUCCAAAAGAACGCCCAAUACGACUCCAUCACCAAGAAGAAUGACCAGAUGUAUGCCCUCAUUGCCAUCUGCGUUUCAUUCCACCCGACUCGCCUGGAUGACACCAUCCACACUGCUCUGAGGGAGAAGUAUGGCGACCAGCUCCUUAAGCUGCAGCGUGGAGGGCCUGAAUCCCUCCCUAUCUUCGAGGAGCUCUUCCGGGCUGCUUGCCCCAAGUUCAUCUCCCCUGUACCCCCGGAUUUUGAUAACCCGGAGGCCAAUGUGGACCCGAUCGAUCACCACCUCUCCAUCUUCAUGGAUGAGGUUAAGACGAACAUGUGGAGUCCCACCGUUAAGUCCUAUCUACGUCUCUACACAACCAUGGAUCUUAAGAAGCUCGCUGGUUUCUUAGAGGUGCAGCCGGAGGAAUUACGGUCUCUCCUUCUGGUUAACAAGCAGAGGACAAAGCAGCUCCGCUGGACUGACCAAGCUCUUCUGGAGGGCGAAUGGGUAAAUGUUAGCGACUUAGAUUACGCACUACAAGGAGAUUUGAUUCAUAUUUCAGAAGCUAAGGUGGGACGGAAACUAGUAGAUUGGUAUCUGCGCAACUUGUCGCGGACAUAUAACUGAAACCUCCACACGGAGGAAAUUGAUCCUCAUCUCGGCAGAUAUGGAGCAAGAAAAGGCGGGGUUUGGGGUCACUGUAUGUCGGGGUAUGAUUUACGCAACGGGUUCCUCGUCGAUUUGCAUUGCACAGGCGUCAUGGGUUACGUUACGGGCCGC